AUGGACGAAUCGGCCGUGAUUUCCGGAACGGCCGAUGACGUCUCCCAAGUCACGGGGAUGGGCCCCCACCUCGAAGCCGCGGAUGAAGGCUGGGUCCUGCCCGCCGCGCCGAAAGUCGGAGCGGAUGAGCCGCUUGUUGGGACUUUUGAGAAUGGACAGCGAAAGGACAACGGCGGCGAGGCUGGGCUGGGACACGGAGGAGAUAUUCGAGCGGAUGCCGUGGUCAUCGAGCUCGAUGACGAGGCGGACGGUGGCGCGGGCAGAGGCAUUGCAGAUGUUUUCGGCUUGGAGGAGGCGCAUGUAGGAGGGGAUUUUGGAUCCUUGGCGCUUGACUUCAUCGGUGAAAGACUGGGUUGGGAAGACCAAGGAAGGGCGUAG
Molecule: messenger RNA, 378 nt
Organism: Parascedosporium putredinis
Lineage: Eukaryota; Fungi; Ascomycota; Sordariomycetes; Microascales; Microascaceae
Source: the annotation of a GenBank genome assembly